Molecule: messenger RNA, 4966 nt
Organism: Poeciliopsis prolifica (blackstripe livebearer)
Lineage: Eukaryota; Metazoa; Chordata; Actinopteri; Cyprinodontiformes; Poeciliidae
Gene: rfx1b
Product: regulatory factor X, 1b (influences HLA class II expression)
Exons: 18
Coding region: 447-2963 (838 amino acids)
Biological process (GO): regulation of transcription by RNA polymerase II
Cellular component (GO): nucleus
Molecular function (GO): RNA polymerase II cis-regulatory region sequence-specific DNA binding; DNA-binding transcription factor activity, RNA polymerase II-specific
Source: RefSeq, a predicted model, not a curated record
UUCACGACUUUGGGAAAAGUUUUUGGUGUGACAUUGAAUUCUUGAAGUCACUCCCGAGCGCACGGUUCGCCACAUGACCGCCGAGUCGUGGGGAGUGGAGGGUAUGGCAGGCCGUUUCGUGAAGUCACACCGGGGUUGCUAAUUACUUUUAAAUGCAAAUAACGCUGUUCCCCCUUGUCGGAAUAUAAGUACUUUUUUUGCUUAUCAGAAUUAAAUGAAAGACGUCUACUUAAAGGUUUCGGCUAGAAAUAUUUCAAUGGGGGGAAAAACGAUUUAAUAUGUACAGGAAACAUCAGAGGGUGUAAAAAACGAUGCUUUGAUGGCAGCACUGGCCAGUGAGUUGCACAUUUUGUCGUUUAAUAAAGUAAUACAUCAGAUUUAAACUCUUUUCGACAAUCAACAUUUCAUCCAUCAAAUAGAACUGGUGCCUCCACGAAUUGGUUGCCAUGGCGACUUGUGGAUACUCUGAGGACCUUCAGCCUCAGCAGGCCAGCGCAGUAACCAUAGCGACGCCUGCCACCACCACGCCCUCAUCUGCCAAAACCGCACACUUCCUGUCCGAGAUCCCGGCAGCCUCUGGAAGCCAAGCGGCCAGGGCCUCCAAAGCGGGACAGGAUGCACUUUGUUCACAAGCGCCAACCACCCAGAGCCAGAAGGCAGUGGUGCCAACUACGCCCACGCAGCACUACGUGGGCCCUGCUAUCCAGCACGCUGCUGUCCAGAAGAGUAACGGCCAGAGCGCUUCGCCUCAGUACAUCAUAGUGACUGUUACAGAGGGAUCGGCUCACUCCAACGACAGCCUGUCGGACUCCAGCCCACCUGCUCCUGGCAUCCCCACUCAGGUGGUCCAGGCCGUGCAGACUCCGCCACAGAGGUCAGUGUUGCAGGCAGUGACGCAGCCAACCAAGAGGAUUCAGACAGGCCACAUCAGCAGCCUGCAGUCUAUUAACCAGGAGGUGGAGCACGUUUACUCGGACCAGGUGCAGUACGUGGAUGAAGCAGAAGAUGCGGCUUUCACCACAUCCGCAAUUCGAUCAAACAGCUUCCCUUUCUCCGACUCGCCCCUCUACACCCAGACCCCUACUGCGUCCUCCUCCGCCUUCUACGAAGCCACGCCCAGCUCCGACUCAGACCUCCCCGGAUCUGUGACUUCGCAGGCGGUUUCCGUGGCAACGGCAGGAGCCAACAGUGGGGCUGGCGCUGCGGGAGCGGCUGGAUACGUCAUCCAGGGCAGCUAUCUGUUGGGAGGAGGUGGCGCAGCAGCAGGUGGGGGAGGGGGAGGACAGAGUUACUCUAGCCCCAACUCUCGCGCCCCUCCCGCUACUGUCCAGUGGUUGAUGGAAAACUACGAGGGGGCCGAAGGGGUCAGCUUGCCCCGCUGCACCCUCUACUACCACUACAUCCUGCACUGCCAGGAGCAGAAACUAGAGCCAGUUAACGCUGCGUCCUUUGGUAAACUCAUCAGGUCCGUCUUCAUGGGGCUCCGCACGCGAAGACUGGGCACCAGAGGAAACUCCAAGUACCACUACUAUGGCCUGAGGAUCAAAUCUGGCUCCCCUCUGCUCAGACUCAUGGAUGAGCAGCAGCACAUGGCCAUGAGGCAGCAGCCUUUCUCACAGAAAAACAGGAUAAAGCCACUGCAGAAGACGCCGGGCGUCGCUAACGGGACGUCGGGUGUGGCGGGUCAGCAGCAGGUGGCGGCGCUCUCUGAUAUUUCAGCCCAGGUGCAACAGUAUCAGCAGUUCCUCGAAGCAUCGAAGCUGCUGCCAGAAUUUGUGAAAAUUGAUCUUCAAGAUCAAUCCCUGCCCGAUGGGAUCCACAUGGAGCACCUCAAGGCCUUCCAGGCUCUGUACAGAGAGCACUGUGAGGCUGUUCUGGAUGUGAUGAUCAACCUGCAGUUCACUCUGGUUGAGACUCUGUGGAAAUCCUUCUGGAGGUUCAGCCAGAGCAACGACGCCGAAUCUCUCAGCCUUCACAACGAGUCGGAGAAACGGUUGCCCAGGUCCUGUUUGGUGGCUCUGUGCAAGUUUGAACCGGUGCUGCGGUGGACCAAGGACUGCGACAACCUGCUCUACCAGACGCUGGUGGAGAUCCUGAUCCCGGACGUGUUGAGACCCAUCCCCAGUGCCUUAACUCAGGCCAUCCGCAACUUUGCCAAGAGUCUGGAGAAUUGGCUGACAGGCGCCAUGAUGAACAUCCCUGAGGAAAUGGUUCGCAUCAAGGUGGUGUGCGUGGGCUCGUUCUCCCAGACGUUACGCCGCUACACCAGCCUGAACCACCUGGCGCAGGCCGCCCGGGCCGUCCUCAAGAACUCGGCUCAGAUCAACCAAAUGCUCUCCGACCUCAACCGCGUCGAUUUCACCAACGUGCAGGAGCAGGCAUCCUGGGUGUGUCAGUGUGAAGACCGCGUGGUCCAGCGGCUGGAGCAGGACUUCAAGGCCACGCUGCAGCAGCAGAACUCCCUGGAGCAGUGGGCUUCCUGGCUGGACGGGGUCGUUUCCCAGGUGCUAAAGCCCUAUGAGCAAAACCCAGCGUCGUUGCCCAAGGCGGCCAAAGUCUUUCUGCUCAACUGGUCCUUCUAUAGCUCCAUGGUGAUCCGGGACCUGACUCUGCGCAGCGCCGCGAGUUUCGGCUCCUUCCACCUGAUCCGCCUGCUGUACGACGAGUACAUGUACUACCUGAUCGAGCACAGGGUGGCCAAGGCCAAAGGGGAGACGCCCAUCGCGGUCAUGGGAGAAUUUGCCAGCACCGUCAAGAACACGAACUCUCCAGAUCUGGAUAAAGAAGAAGAGGAGGAGGACGAUGAGGAGGACAGCGAGGAGGAGAGCGGCGAGAUCAUGCUGCAGUCCAGCUCCCUGAAGGUGGACGAGGAGAAGUGCGACAUGGAGCCGCCGGCCAAGCAGCCCAGGACCAGUUUGAACCUGCACCACGCCCUGACCCAGGCCCACGGCGCGUCACCCUGAGUUAAACGCGCGCUCGCUUUUACGUUUCAGACCAUGCCAUCCUGUCCUGAAACCACGGCGGUCCCCAUCAUGUCUGUUUGUGAAACCUGGGAAUGUGGAAGAGCCCAUCUUUGAUUUUUUUUUUUCUCCUCUCUGUUCUGCACUUUUGUGUUGCUGUCGUUGACCUCUCUGCUUUCACUCAACCGUCUCCGUCUUCUCCCCUUGCUCCCUGUGCCUUCCCCCGUCUGUCCAGCCCCACGCCCGUAAAGCCUGACCCGUCAAGCCUGACCCGUCAGUACGACACGCUCUUGACUUCCUCCUGUCCUGCCUUAACCACUGACCUGAGUGCUGUGGAGCGAUAAGAAUCGUCCCGUCUCCUUCAGCAGCACUUCUUUAACUCAAACGCUUUGCUUGCCUUUAAUGAAAUGACUAUGCAGUGGGGUGCGAGGUGCAGGACUUUAAUUAAUGUCUCUUAAGAAACGUACAUCUGAGAGUAGCAUCUGGAACGAUACAGCAGCAUGAAUUAUGUCUGAACAUUUUUUGGUGAGGUUGCCAUAUUAUAUUUUUUUGGGGGGAGUUUGUUUUUGAUUUGGCCACCUAACUGAUGAUCUGUGCCUUUAAGAGAUUUCUAAUCUCAAAGAAAAAAAACAAAAAGUCUGUGAUCUAUAUAAACACAUAUAUUCUAUUCUGCAUUGUGGAUUAAUAAAUGAAUGUCCUGUGAAGUGGUCUUGGUGUUGUCAUGAGCUUUAGUACAGUUAGUAACUAGUGUGCCUGUUAAAAGUAUUCACACCCUUUGAACGUUUUUGUUUAAAAUCGCAUCUCAAAGUAUUAAGUUUUUGAUGGAGUAGAUCACCAGGAAGUACUUUAUUUGCAUAAAUCUUUCAACUCCGUUUCAGCUUCAUGUCUCUGGUGUAUGUUUCUACCACCUUUCCACAUCGAGAUAUUGAAUUUAUUUCCCGCAGGUGUUUUUUUUUAUUUAAAAAAAAAUGUUUUUCUUGCUGAACAAAAGAAAGCAAAGUAUGUGUCCCUUUCUUUGCUUGUGUAAAACUGGAAAUCUGUUAUAGUUGCUCACUGCUUCCAAGUGACCCGUCACAUAAAAUCCCAAUAAAAAAAACUUACGGUUUUGGUUCUAAUGUAAAAAAAAAAAAAAAAGGUAUGAAUAAUUUUGCAAGGUGUUGUGUAUUUAUUUAAAAGAAAAGAUGGUGGCACUCCUGCUAGAUGAUGGUCUUUCUUUUCUUCACCCAUCUUUUGGUUUACGUGCAAACCCCUUCACACACACACACACACCUUUUCUACAAUACUGUGGCCCUUCUCAGCGGGUCACACGGCCAGGCCAAAGCCCAUCCCGGCUCUUUGGGAGCAUUUCCGUUGCUUGCAGCUGUCUCAAGAGAUUUUUAGUAGAGAAGAAAGUCGAUAUUUUAUGAAAUGGCAUACUGUGGAUGAAUUUUAUCGUGUAUCUUUUGUGAAAACGGUUAAAUAUCUAUAUCUGCUCUAUUUUUUAUGUCGUCUUACCAUUAUUGCCUUAAGAUGUUGUCCAUCCUCCGGAGUGAAACCAUGGCGCGGGCGUUUCCUCUGUGAUAACGGUCUCAGCAUGGUGGCUCUGUGUGGACUCCCCUCCUCUCCCUCCUCCAAAGAACAUAACGCUCACAUCCUGCAGCUUCGUGUGUUGCAUGAGCAAAAAUGACUUAUAUUUUUGUUCCAAGUGUGAAUGUCAAAAAUUCUAACAGUGGGAUGUCUCUCAGGACCAUCUCUUCACCGAGAUCCCGCCAAAGAUCUUCGCAGAGGAAAAGGAAAAAAGAAAAUGCUACGUUCUGUUUAAAUGUACAUGACAGAAACAUCAGACUUGAAAAGUAUAAAUUAACCUUUUGAUGUCAAAGUUUGUGAAUUUGUUCCUUGCUUGUAUUGGGGAACCUCUUUUCUAAAUUUUGUCCUCUUUGAUGUUGAACUGGAGAUCUUUGUACUUAAAUCUGUGAUCGACGUUUGUAGCUUCGUCCCCUCAAUUAAAGAGAAGUGAUUCCUCUCCA